Serinus canaria (Common canary) is the source of this 1401-nucleotide messenger RNA. RefSeq names its product transcription cofactor HES-6-like. The transcript has 4 exons. Lineage: Eukaryota; Metazoa; Chordata; Aves; Passeriformes; Fringillidae. Bases 28 to 684 code for a protein of 218 amino acids. The record is from RefSeq and is a predicted model, not a curated record. Gene Ontology annotation, molecular function: DNA-binding transcription factor activity, RNA polymerase II-specific; RNA polymerase II cis-regulatory region sequence-specific DNA binding; protein dimerization activity. Gene Ontology annotation, cellular component: nucleus. Gene Ontology annotation, biological process: regulation of transcription by RNA polymerase II; regulation of neurogenesis; anterior/posterior pattern specification.
UGGAGGGAGCGGGGCAGCUGCGCGGCUAUGGCGCCGGGCACGGAUCGCCCGCCGCACGGCCAGGGCUGCGCGGGGCCCCGCGGCGACCGGAGGACAAGGAAGCCGCUGGUGGAGAAGAAGCGCCGGGCGCGCAUCAACGAGAGCCUGCGGGAGCUGCGGCUGCUGCUGGCCGACAGCGAGUUUCAGGCGAAGCUGGAGAACGCGGAGGUGCUGGAGCGGACGGUGCGGCGGGUUCGGGCCGUGCUGGAGCGCCGCGGACGCGGGGGCGGGCGACGGCUCCUGGAGGCCAGCGAGCGCUUCGCCGCCGGGUACAUCCAGUGCAUGCACGAGGUGCACACCUUCGUCUCCAGCUGCCCCGGCAUCGACGCCACCACGGCCGCCGAGCUGCUCAACCACCUGCUGGAGUCCAUGCCCCUCAGCGAGGGCGGCUGCCCGGACUCGAUCACGGACUUUGUGGCGGAGCCGGCCCUCGGCCCCUGGCCCGCCGGCGAGGGCCUGGCGCUGCCGGCUGGAGCCCGCCCGGGCCCGGCCCUGCCCGCCCCCAGCGAGGAGCCCUGCUCCUGCUCCGACUCGGACGAGGCGGAGGCCGGGCCGGGCCAGACCCCCACAGACGGACUGGACGCGUCCCAGACGCAGGGCCUGCCCUCCCCCGGCUCGCCCAAAUCCAUGUGGAGACCCUGGUAACAGCGGAGAGGAGUCAACGCAGGGCUGCUGUGGGGAGGGCAGCGUGCCCCGCACGCGCGUGUGCUGAGUGAGAGUGUCUGUGAGUGUCCGUGUGUCUGUCUGUGAGUGUCCGUGUGCGCGGCUGGCAGCGCUGUGGGGCUGCGGAUUCGGGCUCUCUGACGCUGUCACCCCCUGACAGCCUAAUAGCGAACGCGUUAGCAUUUCAUCCCUGUGCGUGUGUGGCGUUUUGUAACUUCGAGGUUGUUUUUACGAGAGGAUGGAGGGAGGAGGGAAGUGGUUUGUAGUAGCUAAAGCUCUCUGGUGGAGACACAACAGUUAUUUUAUAACCCUGUCUCUUUCUUCUUGGCCCUUAGAAGCGGCCCAAACGCCGCUACCUUGUAAGAAAAAGUCCUUGUGCGUUUUAAAUCACGAUAGCUAAUUGCAGGAGAAGCUGGAGAGAAGUCUGUAUGCACGGUUUCAAGCAUUCUAGUGAUAGCACAGACCCCUGAAAGGUGUCUAUACCUAGAUAGCAGUCGAAGCCUCACCUUUAGGGAAGGUAGAGAAAACUAGAAAGCUGGUGGAAUUAGACAAACAUUUUAAAAGAUGGUGGUGGCAGGGUGCCUUUUAGAAUGCACAUUUUGCUUUUAACACAUUUGAGUUUAUUGUGAUUUUAUGUAUAUUAGGAUGUCAAAUGUUUUUUAUUUUUAAUCUUUAAUAAAAAAACCCCUGAAUUCACAA